Molecule: messenger RNA, 9391 nt
Organism: Gadus chalcogrammus (walleye pollock)
Lineage: Eukaryota; Metazoa; Chordata; Actinopteri; Gadiformes; Gadidae
Gene: frem2b
Product: FRAS1 related extracellular matrix 2b
Exons: 23
Coding region: 167-9391 (3074 amino acids)
Biological process (GO): cell communication
Cellular component (GO): membrane
Source: RefSeq, a predicted model, not a curated record
AGAGAAUGGUGCACCCAGACCCGCCGAGUCGCGUGAGAAUUCAACUCCUCUCAGAUGCUGUCCCCGCGCAACUUUAACCACACAUGCGCGGUUUUAUAGGCUUGCGUUUUUGUUUGGAAAGUUUUAAAGCCCUUCUUUAUCUCUGUGCAUUCACACGUUUCAACAAAUGGCUUGGAUUAUUCCUCAACAUCUCCACCGUCCCCGCGCCGCGUUCAUCCUGCUCGCGCUCGUGCUGACAGGUGAAGCGUCCGCGCAGCUUUUCAAUAGUUAUGGAUUAUCGUAUGCCGUGCGACCCGAUCUGGCUGAGGACGCUGUACUGGUGGCCAACAAUGGAAUACGCGUGCCUUUCGGGAGGUCCGUCUUUAUUGAUCCAAUCAACGACCUGGUGAUCCAAGUUCAGCCCGGAGAUAGAUGUGGGAUAACAGUUCUGGACAAUGACCCGCUGUCCCAAAGGCCCGGGCACCUGUCUCCCAAAAAGUUCCCAUGUGAAUUCGGUCCUAACGACGUGAAAUACUCCCACUUCGGCUCUCGGAGCCCAGCCAAGGAUAGAGUGAGGUUACAACUCAGGUACGACACCCAGACGGACACAGUGAUUAUCCCUUUCAUGAUGGAGGUGGAGGUCAUCUUUACUCAGUUGGAAGUGCUGACCAAAAACAUGCCCCUCACGGUGGAGAGGCAUCUCGGCACAAGUAACCCGAUUGACAAGAGAUCACUGGAGUUCACCUUCGACCGAGGCACACACCAGUGUAAAAUAGCAUCGCUUUCCACUGGCAGUGCGAUACCCAGAUACGGAAAACUUGUGGAUGAUGGGAACCUGGGAACAAUGUUUGACUGCGAUGAAUUCAUGAAUAUGAACGUCCGUUAUCAGCACACUUUCGCUCUGAAGUCGCCGAACAGAGAUUAUAUCCCAAUGUUCGUGGAACUACAAGAUAAGGAGGGCAAUUUGCUCAAACAGGAAUUUUUUCAAAUAUUAGUGCGGAUUAAGGAGGGGGAGGACAACUCGGCUCCGAAACCCAGCUUCGUAGCCAUGAUGAUGAUGGAAGUGGACCAGUUUGUCAUGACAGCGAUCACAACAGACAUGCUGGCGGCGGAGGACAUUGAGUCAAUCCCGGAUGACUUAAUUUUCAACAUAACCUCCCCUCUAUCGUUCGAGGAAGGAUACAUAGUGAGCACAGACGACAGGAAUUUGCCAAUCACGUCGUUUUACCAGGGAGACCUGAAAGAGUUGAAAAUAGCCUACAAACCCCCUGCCGUGGAUUCUGACACUGAGAGGAUUUUCCAAAUUGUGUUUGAGAUUGUCGACACAGAGGGGGCUGUGUCAGAUCCCUUCGCUUUCAUGAUUGUGGUUAAGCCCAUGAACACAUUGGCCCCUGUGGUGACCAGGAACAGCGGGCAGCUGCUCUACGAGGGUCAGUCGAGGCCCCUUUCCAGCGCACACAACCUGGAGAUCAGCGAUGAGGACAACCUGGAUAAGGUCAGGGUCGAAGCCAUCGCAGGCCUGCGCCACGGAUACCUCAGCGUUUUCGGCUCGGGGAGUAAGUUCUUCACGCCGGCCGACCUGGACGCCGGCGUGGUCGCCUACCAACAUGAUGGCAGCGACACGUACAGUGACAACAUCAUCUUCAGGAUGACUGAUGGCAAGAACGAGGUGGAGUUCCUCUUCCCCAUUACGGUGGUGCCCACCGAUGACGAGCCGCCGAUCAUUAACGCCAACACAGGUUUGGUUUUGUUUAAAAACCAGAUCAUGCUCAUCUCCCCUCUCAUGCUCAGCGCCGCUGACAUCGACUCGGAGGAUUCCACCAUUUUAUUCGAGAUAGAACCGCCCUUUUCUGCCAUCGGGCAGGUGAUGCUGCGGCAGGCUGAGGCCCCGGAGGACCCAUCCACCUGGAAGUUCAACGCUGAGGAAGAGCUCUAUGAGAAGGUGGUCACCGAUUGGGUGCAGCAGGACAUCACAGACGGCAAACUCUUCUACAAGCACGUCGGGCCCCACAGCACCGACACCGUCAUGGAUCACUUUGUGUUCAGAGUUCAGGAUGACAACGACCCACCCAACCAGUCGGGUCAGAGCUCAUUCAUCGUCAAGGUUCUCCCUGUCGACGACCUCCCACCUGACAUUUACCCUGGUACGACCCUGCAUAUGACCGUCCAUGAGUACCAGCUCACCUUCUUCCGCAAAAAGUUUCUCCGCUACACAGACCUGGACUCGGAAGACCGGGAUCUGAAGUACACAAUUGUCCAGCCGCCGACUGAUACUGAUGAGAACAGCCCUGUAGUGCUGGGAUCAAUAGUAUUGACAGAAAAGCCAGACACUGAAGUCAUUACUUUCACUCAGGCACAGAUUAACCACCAUAAAAUCUCUUACAAGCCACCAUACCUGGAGCUAGGAAUUACAACUCACGUAUUACAGUUUAAGUAUAUUGUGGAAGAUACUUCCGGAAAUCGUGCAGAGGGAUUGUUUACCAUCAUUCUUCAGCCCGUGGAUAACACGCCGCCAGAGAUCACCAACUCCGGCUUCGGUGUCUUUGAGCGUGGCACCCAUGUCAUCACCCGUACGGAGCUGCACACUUCAGACACUGACACUGACAGCAGACAGAUCUCUUUUACGUUGACACAGGCCCCGCUGCAUGGCCACUUCCGGUUCAUGUUCACCGACAUGACCAAAGGGCACACGUUCAAUCUGGAGGACAUCGGACACGGCAGGAUCUCGUACGUCCACAAUGGAGACGAAUUAACUAUUGAUUCAAUACAGAUAGACGUCAGCGACGGAGUGCACGUUGUUCCCAUCACCAUCAAGAUCGGCGUGAAGCCCAUCGACGACGAGACACCGACCAUCACGCUGCCAGCGGGAACGAUUGGCUCGUAUAUGGAUGUCCUAGAGAACGGAGCAACCGAAAUAACCACAAAUGUUAUCCAGGGACGAGACGAGGAUACCGACGACCUCCGGCUGACGUAUAUCGUGGAGGACCCGCCGAUAUUCGGUCAGAUCCUGGUGAACGGCAGGUGGUCUGACAGGUUCACCCAGGCUGACAUCAUCAGCGGUCUGGUGCUAUACGCGCACACCAGUGGCGAGAUCGGCUUCACCACCAAAGAGGACUUCUUCAACCUCACCCUGACCGAUCUGUCUGACGAGUGGACCGUGGGGGGUAACAAAAUCACCGGGGUCCGAGUUCAUGUGACCAUACUUCCCUUGGACAGCCAGGCGCCAGAGGUUUUCGUGGGGCCACAGUACGUGGUCACCGAAGGUGGGAAAAGUGCUGUUGAGAUCAUGCACAUCAGCACCAGUGAUGUGGACACCCCAAAUGACGACCUCCUCUGCACCAUCAUUGUCCAGCCGACGUCCGGCUACGUGGAGAAUAUCUCCCCUGCCCCUGGCUCAGAGAAGUCCCGAUCGGGGACAGCCAUCAGCGCUUUCACUAUGAAGGACAUCCGACAGAGUCACAUUUUCUACGUCCAAAGUAUUCACAAGGGCUUGGAGCCGGUUGAGGACAGGUUCACGUUCCGGUGCUCUGACGGCAUCAACUAUUCUGAGAGGCAUUUCUUCCCCAUCUCCAUAAUCCCCUCUAAUGACGAGAAGCCAGAGAUCUACAUGAGAGAGUUUGUGGUGAUGGAGGGGAUGAACAUAGUGAUCGACACCCCAAUACUGAAUGGCGCUGACUCAGAUGAACCGCCAGAUGAACUGAUGUUUAUCAUCACAAGGGGCCCCCAGCAUGGCUACAUACUCAAUCAGCUCACCUCCGGCACAGUCACUGUCACUAACUUCACCUUAGAUCAGAUCAAAGAGGCCUCCAGCAUCGUCUACGAACACGAUGACUCCGAGACAACGGAAGACAGCUUCGAUGUUGUUCUCACAGACGGAAAGUUCAGCGUGGAGAAGACUGUAAUCAUUAUGAUAAUCCCCAUCGAUGAUGAGACUCCGCGGAUGGCGAUCAAUGAUGGACUGGAGGUAGAGAUAGGUGACGUGAACGUGAUAAGCAGUACAAUUCUAAAGGCCACCGAUCUGGACAGCGAAGAUAGCUCUCUGACGUACAUCGUCCGCUACGGGCCCAGUCAGGGCUAUCUGCAGAAGACGCCGGCCGACGGCUCACUACUAAACAUCACUGUCGGCAUGAACUUCACCCAGAACGAAGUGGACCUUGGGUUGAUCGUGUAUGUCCACAACGGACAAGAAGGGAUCCGCGACCUCAUCAAGUUUGACGUGACGGACGGCACCAACGCCCUGAUCGACCGGUACUUCUACGUCACCAUCGGAGGCAUCGACAUGGUUUUCCCCGACGUGGUCAACAAAGGCGUGUCACUGAAGGAAGGCGGCAGGGUGUCCCUGACCACCGACCUGCUCAGCACCACCGACCUCAACAGCCCCGACGAACACCUGGUGUUCACCAUCACCCGAGCCCCUGCGAGGGGUCACCUGGAGUGCACGGACACCCCUGGAAUGCCCAUCGCGUCCUUCACUCAGCUACAGCUGGCGGGAAACAAAAUCUACUAUGUCCACACAGCGGAUGACGAGGUGAAGAUGGAUAGCUUUGAGUUUGAGGUGACAGAUGGCUACAACCCGGUGUUCCGCACCUUCCGUAUAUUAAUCACCAACGUGGAUAAUAAACGUCCCGUGGUAACAAUGCACGGCCUCAGCAUGACCGAGGGAGAGAACAAGCUCAUCACACCCUUUGAGCUGACGGUGGAGGACAGGGACACGAUGGAUCACCUGCUGAGGUUCACCGUCACUCAGGUGCCGGUCCACGGCCGCCUGCUGUUCAACAGGACCAGGCCCGUCACCUCCUUCACCAAGCAGGACCUGAACGAGAACAUGAUCACAUACAAGCACGACGGCACGGAGAGCGCCGAAGACAGUUUCUCCUUCACCGUCACGGACGGCACCCACACCGACUUCUACGUGUUCCCCGACACGGUAUACGAGACCCGCAAACCCCAGGUGAUGAGGAUCCGGAUCCUGUCGGUGGACAACGGGGUGCCCCAGAUCUCAGUGAACAAAGGCGCGCCCACGCUGAGAGUCCUGGACACGGGUCACCUAGGCUUCCUCAUCACCUCCAAGACCCUGAAGGCCCAGGACCGAGGCAGCCGGCAGGACUCUGUGGUCUUCAGGGUCAGCGUGUUCCCGGAGCACGGCUACCUCAUCAACCUUGGUAGAGGAAACGCCACGGUGUCCAGCUUCACCCAAGCCGAAAUCGACGACAUGAAGAUAUGCUACGUGCUGAAGAACGGAGACAACUCUACGAGUGACACCUUCCACUUCUCCAUCGAGGACAAAGGCGGCAACCAGCUGAGGAACCAGCCAUUCCGUCUCAACUGGUCCUGGAUCUCCCUGGAGACGGAGUUCUACGUGGUUGAUGAGGAGUCUAAAGUGCUGGAGGUGGUUUUGAGGAGGAGGGGCUACCUGGGAGAGACCUCCUUCAUCAGCAUCGGCACCCUGGACGGCACUGCCACCAAGGACAGUGACUUCCGGGGGAAGUCCCAGAAGCAGGUCCAGUUCAACCCCGGUCAGACCACGGCCGUCUGGAGGGUGCGCAUUCUGUCGGACGGCGAGUACGAGGAGUCCGAGCGCUUCCAGAUCGUUCUCUCUGAACCCGUCAUGGCGCUGCUGGAGUUCCCUGAGAAGGCCACGGUGGAGAUCCAAGACCCAGGAGACGAGUCCAGCGUGUUCUUCCCCUCGGCGCUCUACAACGUCCAGGAGGACGUGGGUGACCUCCUGGUCCCCGUCCGACGGGGCGGGGACGUCAGCCAGGAACUCCUGGUCGUCUGCUACACCCAGCAAGCGACAGCGACGGGCACUGUCCCCACCUCGGUCCUCUCCUACUCGGACUACAUCUCGCGCCCGGAGGACCACCGCAGCACGCUGCGCUUCGAGCGCGGCGAGGUGGAGAAGGCGUGCCGCGUGGUGGUCAUCGACGACUCGCUGUACGAGGAGGAGGAGAGCUUCAACGUCAGCCUCAGCAUGCCCGUGGGGGGUCGCCUGGCAACCCACUACCCCAGCGCCAGGGUCGCCAUCCUGCCCCACGCAGAGGACGUGUUUCGCGGCGCAGCUGGCGAGGACUAUGUGGGCAUCAGCAGGAGCCUGGACUUCGCUCCCGGGGUCAGCGUGCAGACGGUGAGGGUGGCGGUGCUGGAUGACCUGGGCCAGCCCCGCCUGGAGGGGGCGGAGAGCUUCCAGCUGGUCCUCCGUAUGCCCAUGAACGGCGUCCUGGGAGAGCCCAGCAAGACCACGGUGCUCAUCAACGACUCCGUCUCAGACCUGCCCAAGGUGCAGUUCCGGGACGCGGUGGUCUCGGGCGAGGAGGGCGGGGGCGGGGUCGUGGCGGUGGUGUACCGCAGCGGCGACCUGAGCUACCGCUCCACCGUGCGCUGCUACACGCGCCAGGGCACCGCCCAGGUCAUGAUGGACUUCAACGAGAGGCCCAACACUGACGCCUCCAUCCUCACCUUCCUACCAGGGGAGGUGGAGAAGCCCUGCCUGCUGACGCUGGUGGACGACGCGGAGCACGAGGAGGAGGAGGAGCUCCGGCUGGUGCUGGGGAACCCCCGCAGCGACUCCACGUUCGGAGCCUCCGUCGGCGCCCGCAACGAGACGCUCGUCAGGAUCCAGGACCAUGCGGACAGGUCCAUCAUCAGAUUCGGGGAGACCAAGUUCAGCGUGCUGGAGCCGGGGGAGGCCGGCCACGUGUCCCUGGUGAGGAUCCCCGUGGUGCGCGUGGGCGACACCUCCAAGGUGUCCCUGGUGCGCGUGCACACCAAGGACGGGUCGGCCACCUCCGGGGAGGACUACCACCCCAUCUCCGAGGAGCUGGUGUUCAGGGCAGGAGACCAGCAGCAUUACGUGGAGGUGGAGGUCUUGUUCGACGGCGUGAGGGAGAUGAGGGAGGCGUUUACCGUCCACCUGAGGCCUGACGAGAACAUGGUGGCCGAGACUAAGAUGAGCAAAGCCAUCGUCUACAUCGAGGAGGGCACCAGCAUGGCGGACGUCACCUUCCCCGCGCCGCCCUACGUGGUGUCCCUGCUGCUGUACGACGACCCCGAGCUCAGCCGGGACGCGCCCCCCGUCGCCGGGUACCCCGUCAUCUGUGUCACCGCCUGUAACCUCAAGUACGUGGACUUCCACAAGACGGGCUCCAUCUGUGCCAGUGAGAACAUCAACGACACGCUGACGCGCUACCGCUGGCUGGUCAGCGCCCCCGCGGGCCCCGGCGGCGUCACCGGCCCCCUGCGCGAGGUGGACUUCGACACCUUCUUCAGCUCCUCCAAGCGCAUCACCCUGGACUCGGUGUACUUCCAGGCGGGCUCCAGGGUGCAGUGUGCCGCCCGGGCCGUCAACGGGGACGGCGACCUGGGGCUGGAGCUCAGCAGCUCCCCCGUGUCCAUCAGCCUGGAGGAAGGGAUGUGCCAGCCGCGCGUGGUGGGCUCUGUGGGGGCGGAGCCGUUCUCUGCCAAGCUGCGGUACACGGGCGCCAACGACGUGGACCACCCCAACCUCAUCAAGCUCACCGUCAACAUGCCUCACAUCGACGGGAUGCUACCCGUGGUUUCCACCCGGGCCCUCUCCAACUUCGAGCUGACCCUCAGCCCGGACGGCACGCGCGUGGGCAACCACCGCUGCUCCAACCUGCUGGACCACCACGAGGUGCAGACCCGCCACGGCUUCCUGACCGACGCCACCCGCAACGCCGAGGUGAUCGGGGAGACCUCGCCGUACCAGUACAGCGCCGCGCUGCGGGGAGCGGGCACGCUGCGCUUCUACCGCAACCUCAACCUGGAGGCGUGUCUGUGGGAGUUCACCAGCUACUACGACAUGUCGGAGCUGCUCAGCGACUGCGGCGGCACCAUCGGCACCGACGGCCAGGUGCUGAACCUGGUCCAGUCCUACGUGACUCUUCGCGUGCCUCUGCACGUGUCCUAUGUCUUCCACUCGCCGGUGGGCGCCGGCGGCUGGCAGCACUUCGACCUGCAGUCAGAGCUCAGACUCACCUUCGUGUACGACACUGCCAUCUUGUGGAAGGACGGCGUAGGGAGCCCGCCGGAGGCUGAACUACAAGGGGCUCUGUACCCAACCAGCAUGCGCAUCAACAGCCAGGGCCUCCUCGUCGUCAACUUCCGCACCGAGGCUCGGUUCAGGGGCCUGUUUGUGCCCUCUCACCCAGCCUCGUUGAUGUCGUCCAUGGUCAUGUGCCCGGACCACCCUGGCUUGUCUUUUAACCUGAGCCUGGUGCGCACGGAGCCCACCUACAGCCAGCCCAUCCAACAGUGGACCUUCGUCUCCGACUUCGCUGUGCGCGACUAUUCCGGGUCGUACACAGUGAAGCUGUUGCCAUGCACAUCCCCCCCCAACGUGGAGUACAGCAUCCCCCCAACCUGCAACCCCCGGGACCCCGUCACCUUUGACCUGGACAUCCGCUUCCAGCAGGUGAGUGACCCCGUCGCAGCAGAGUUCAGCCUCAACACCCAGCUGCUGCUGCUCUCCAAGAGAGCUCUCUGGCUCUCCGACGGCUCCAUGGGCUUCGGGCAGGAGAGCGACACCGCCUUCUCUCAGGGCGAUGUGAUCUACGGUCGAGUGAUGGUGGACCCGGUACAGAACCUGGGGGACUCCUUCGUCUGCAGCAUAGAGAAGAUCUUCCUCUGCACUGGAGCGGACGGCUACGUUCCAAAAUACAACCCGGACAACUUUGAGUUCGGCUGUCUGGCCGACGCGCCCUCGCUGCUCUACCGCUUCAAGAUCAUCGACAAGGCCCAGCCCGAGACCCAGGCCCGCUCCUUCGGGAGUCUGGCCUUCGAGGCCUACCUCGCCGUGGACGACCCGGCGGCGCUGGCCCUGGUCCGACAGCCAGGAUCAGACGGCUUCAGGAUGGCCUCCUCGGCCCUCUUCCAGGUGGCGGCAGGGAGGGAGUGGUUCAUCCACACCAUCUACACCGUCCGCUCCCGGGAGAACGCCAACCGCGGCAUCGGCAAGCGCAGCCUGGAGUACCACUCGGUGGGCCGCCACGGGCCGCCGGCGCGGCCCCGCCCGCGGAGGUCCGCCGCCCAGCGCCCCGACCCGGUGGAGGGGAUCGGCACCGAGAACGACCGGGGGACCAACAUCCUGCACAUCGCGCUGGACCGCGGCCCCGGGGCCCGCCAGCGAGGGCCCGGCCCCCAGGAGGACGCGGCCCCCGGGGCGGGGGUGGCGCCGCGGGAGCUCAACCAGCGGGAGGAGGAGGGCGACGAACGGCUGGUGCUCGUCGUCGGCGUCGUGGUGGGGCUGCUCCUCGUCGCGCUCGUCGCCGUGGCGACCGCCCUGCUCGUGCGGUCCAGGAAAGACAAGUCGGCCGUCGGCAGGGAGCCCCCGGUGUCGGCCAGCACCGAGCCCAUGGUGGGCGGAGGGGGAGGCGGAGACAGCUCCGAGGUCUGA